Scomber japonicus (chub mackerel) is the source of this 519-nucleotide messenger RNA. It is a transcript of the gene uqcr10, whose product is annotated as cytochrome b-c1 complex subunit 9. Lineage: Eukaryota; Metazoa; Chordata; Actinopteri; Scombriformes; Scombridae. Bases 31 to 222 code for a protein of 63 amino acids. The record is from RefSeq and is a predicted model, not a curated record. The transcript is spliced from 2 exons. Gene Ontology annotation, biological process: mitochondrial electron transport, ubiquinol to cytochrome c.
UUUCCGCUCCUGCGCACUACCACCGCCAUCAUGUCGCUCACCAAGUCGGUCUAUAACCUGCUCUUCAGGAGAACCUCGACUUUCGCUAUAACCAUCAUGGUUGGCGCGGUCGUCUUUGAACGGAUAUUUGACCAAGGUGGUGACGCGGUUUUUGAGCAAAUGAAUCGCGGGAAACUCUGGAAACACAUCAAACACAACUACGAGAAUAAAGAGGAGGAAUAGGACGCGGCCCGGGGUUAUCUAAGGCCGAAGUGCAACUGUUGUCACACGUCCAUGAUCCAUCCCUCCUGGACACCUUACAUUGAAUCAAGCAGCAGUCAACAUAAGGACUAUGUGCUCAAAGUCAUGCCCAGGCUACCAGAGAUCCCAUGGAAGCUGAAAGACUUCCCAGACCACUCUGAAGAUGGAGCAAUGGUUCCUGUCACCUCGUCCCAGCCCCCCCUUGUGUUGUUAUCUGCCAUGCCUUCAUUCACCUCACAGAUUGUAAAUGCUUAAAUUAAAACAUGUGUUAAUGUCUGA